AAAGAAGAGUAAUUCAAAACGAAGCGCCCAAGCCCAACUUUACUGAAAAUUCAAGAAACAACUAACCCAAGCAACCAAGCCCCAUUAUUUGAUAAAUACUCUUCGGAUCGGCCCGUUGAUUUCACUCAUCAGACCACCGGCGGCAUUGCCUAUUUCCGGCCGCCGUAAUCUGCAAAUACGUCGCCGGUCGAUCUGUAAACACUUAUCAAGCAGCACCAAAAGGAGAGCUGGAGUCCGUACAAGAGUCUCAGUCCCUGAAGCCUCCUUCAACCUCCGCCGGAACCGGUCAGAUCCGGUACCGAUCGCCGUCCGCUGCUGAACUCGUCGACGUUCAGUCUCAGUCUCAACUCGCUGACAAAACUAUGAAGCGCAAUCGCCAGUCGUUUUCGGAUAAGUUUCAUAGAAACCGAGGCUUAAUUCUAGUCAUUUCGGUGCCUCUAGUUUUAGUUACAUUCGUUUUGUUUGUUAUGCCUACUCGUGACGACGCCGUUCCGUUGAAUCGCAAAAUUUCGCCUAGUUCUGGCGGGGAUUACAAGUACGCUGUCAUUUUCGAUGCCGGUAGCUCCGGUAGCAGAGUUCACGUGUUCUGUUUUGAUAAGCAUUUGGAUCUGGUUCCUAUUGGCAAUGAGCUUGAGCUUUUCAUACAGAAAAAGCCAGGGUUGAGUGCAUAUCCAACUGAUCCAAAGGCUGCAGCACUCUCUCUACAAUCCCUUUUGGAGAAAGCUGAGGCUGUUGUUCCUCCUGAGCUGCGGUCUAAAACAGCAGUCAAAGUUGGGGCGACAGCAGGUCUACGACAAUUGGGAGUUGAGGCAUCUGACAAAAUCUUGCAAUCGGUUAGAGAUUAUCUCAAGGAUGGCAGCAACCUCAAAGCCAAAUCUGAUUGGGUGACUGUUCUUGAUGGAUCACAGGAGGGUGCUUAUCAGUGGGUGACCCUAAACUAUUUGUUAGGACGCUUAGGGAAAAAAUAUUCGGAUACUGUUGGAGUAGUUGACCUUGGAGGUGGAUCUGUUCAGAUGGCAUAUGCGAUCUCAGAGAGCGAUGCUGCCAAGGCUCCAAAAGCAACAAGUGGAGAGGAUUCAUAUGUGAAGGAGAUGUUCCUGAAGGGAACAAAAUAUUACCUUUAUGUUCACAGUUACUUGCACUAUGGUUUAUUGGCAGCUCGAGCUGAGAUAUUAAAAGUUACUGAAGAUUCUGGAAGCCCGUGCAUUGUGCCAGGCUUUGAUGGGACUUACAAAUACGGAGGAGCGGUUUACAAAGCAUCACAUUCUCCAUCGGGUUCGAGUAUGCAAAAGUGCAGAGAAGUAGCUACAAAGGCCCUUAAAGUAAACGAGUCUGUAUGUACCCAUAUGAAAUGCACAUUUGGUGGGGUGUGGAAUGGUGGAGGUGGUGACGGACAGAAGAAUCUUUUUGUUGCAUCAUUUUUCUUUGAUAGGGCUGCUGAGGCUGGUUUUAUCGAUAAAGAACUGCCGGUUGUCAAAGUCCGUCCUGUAGAUUUUGAGAAUGCUGCUAAGCGUGCUUGUGAAACAAGUCUUAAGGAGGCCAAAUCAACGUACCCUAAAGUAGAGGCGGAUAAUCUGCCAUACUUGUGUAUGGACCUUGUCUAUCAGUUCACAUUGCUGGUAGAUGGAUUUGCCUUGGAUCCGUGGCAAGAGAUUACAUUGGUGAAGCAAGUCAAAUACCAAAAUUCUCUAGUUGAAGCAGCAUGGCCAUUAGGCAGUGCAAUUGAUGUAGUCUCAUCAUCAUAGCAACUCAAACUUCUGUAGCAUUAUCCACAAUGGGACUGCAGUAGUGGUCUAACGUCCAAUUGCUACUGCAGUUCUCAAAUCCGGCUAUCAUAUGCUUAAAGCUCUCGAGCCCGAGCAGAGAAAUUGAUUCACUUUGUUUUUGUCCCAUAUUUGAGUCGAUAGUUCAUAUUUUCGGUUGUGUCAAAAAUAAUGAUAAUCCAAAGUUCCGUAAAUCUUCUUCUGUAAUUAGUAUAGCAAAUUAUGCUGAUUUAAGACUUUAUGAAGUACUUAUUGAAAUUAAUUGGUUCUGUUCGCCA
Molecule: messenger RNA, 2041 nt
Organism: Daucus carota subsp. sativus
Lineage: Eukaryota; Viridiplantae; Streptophyta; Magnoliopsida; Apiales; Apiaceae
Product: apyrase 2-like
Exons: 9
Coding region: 363-1745 (460 amino acids)
Molecular function (GO): hydrolase activity
Source: RefSeq, a predicted model, not a curated record